AUGUCGAACGAUGGAAAUACUGACAUUCAGAACGCCCAUUCGUUGCCCACCACUGCAUCCCUAAUGCAUCUUCUCACAUGCAUAUCGGAGAACUUGCGGGGAACACGAGGAUCAAAGUCAAAGGAGGUGAUCCAGGGUGGCAAGAGAGGCGAUGCUGCAUUUACUGGAUUCGGAACCAUGAGGACAAAUGAUAGAGGUGGUACUGUGUUCAAAGCACCCACUCUUGCAGCCAAGACAACCAACCACGCACCAGACGCAGACAUUUUCGGACCUGUAAACGACGCUAAAGAUAAGGCAUGUCCGGUGGACGAAGGAACUGGCAAUAUUCUGUCCAACUCUCUUUCUUCGCGUCGUUCUGUUGCGCUCAAACGUCACAUUCCAGAGAUCAUGAAGAAAUUUACAGUGAGACACCUUGAUGCAGUCGGGGUGUCCAAGGCGCAUCCGGAGCUGAAGGAACUCUUUGCUAAAGCUAUCACGCUGCACUGUCGCACUCGGUAA
Molecule: messenger RNA, 498 nt
Organism: Suillus subaureus
Lineage: Eukaryota; Fungi; Basidiomycota; Agaricomycetes; Boletales; Suillaceae
Exons: 2
Coding region: 1-498 (165 amino acids)
Source: RefSeq, a predicted model, not a curated record